ACUUCCAUGUGCUGCAGGUGGGGCCCUAAAGAGCAGAACAAGACGAAACUUGUCCAUCUUUGUACAACCUCAAAGUAUCACCUUUUAUGGACAUGGGCUAAGUCAGAGAUUCUCAAAUUAGGGUCCAGGAACCAGCAGUAGCAUUUCAGACUUUGUUAGAUAUGCAAACUCUGUGGCUCCAUUCCAGACGUACUCAAUCAAGAACCACUGUGGUUGAACCCAGCAAUCUGUGUGCUAACGAGCCGGGCAGUGAUUCUGAUGAACCUCCCAGGCUAAAUCAGUCUUUGAUGAUUAACAUUGAAUCUGUCUGGGAUCCCUUCUUGGAAAUAAAGCACCGCAGGGAAGGGCAGCUUCUUCCGACCUCUCGCAUUCCCUCCCCUCCCUGAAUGUGGACAGUCUGGGCAGAGAUACCGAGAAUCAGUUCCUGGUGCUGGGGGCAGACAAAGAGAGACAAUGGAGGUACCUUGAGAAGAUGCACCAACUGGAAGGUUAAUAUCAAUACUGCUCCUCACUGAGAGUGCUCCAUCCCUUUGAAUCUGGGUAGGGUUGUGACCAUAACAGAAGAAUAUUCUGUAUUGCCCAAAACUACCACCUGACGAUAUUGGGAUGCUUGCUCUAGGAAACUUAAUCACCAUGCUGUGAGGAAGCCCAAGCAGCCACACGAAGAGGCCAUAUGAAGACACUUUAGACCACAACCUCAGCUGAAGAAACCUAGACUUUGUGUCACCUGCCAGACUUGUGACAGGAGAAAUCUUUCAUGUUUCCAGUAUAUACUCAGUUGCCGUGAGAAUGACCACAAGAAACAUGAAAUCUACGUCUGUGCAGUGUUUUCCCAGUGAGUUCAUCUGUUCCAUCUGCCAGGACUGUUUCACAGACCCUGUCACCAUUAGCUGUGGGCACCGCUUUUGUACUCCCUGUCUCUGUCUCAUGUGGGAAGAUGCCCACACACCUACUUGCUGCCCUGUGUGCAAGGCAAUAUCUCCAACAAUGGACUUCAAGAGCACUAUUUUGGCUAAGGAACAUAUUCUUCCUACCAGAAAAUCAGUUGUCUGCCAAUUACCUAGCUCUGCCAAGUGGAUGUGUCGGAAACACCAAGUGAUAAAGAACUACUUCUGUCAAACCAACAAGAGCCUGCUGUGUUUAUGCUGCUCUCAUUCCCCAGAACAUGCCACUCAUGUACACUAUCCAAUACAGCAGGCUGCAGAGCACUGCAGGGAGAACCUUCUGAUUCAUAUGAAGUCUAUUUGGAAAAAGAAACAGGAAAAUCAGAGAAAUAUAAAAAAAGUGACCAGCAUAUUCAGAGUAUGGGAGGGUUUUGUAAAUCACCGGAUGAUGAUGAUAAGGGCAGAAUACCCGAAAGUAUGUCAAUAUCUCCAGGAAGAAAAGCGAAGACAUUUAGAGAUCUUGGCAACUGAAGGCAAGAUUGUUUUUCGGCGACUCAGGGGGAAUGUAACCAGAAUGAUUCACAUGGGGAAACUCCUGAGAAGAAUAUAUGGGGAGCUGAAGGAAAUGUGCCUUAAAGCAGAUGUGGAGAUGCUCCAGGAUGUAGGAGACAUAGUGAAAAGGAGUCAGUUAAUGCAGCAGCACGUGCCCCAACCUAUGGACCCACAGCUCAGUACUUGGAGCAUCCCCGGGAUGCUGGAAAGACUUAACAACUUCCAAGUGGAUGUUACUUUGGAUGAUAAAAUACAAAACUGUCACGUGGCUCUGAUUGAAGACAUGAGACGUUUGCGAUGCCGGCCUGACCAUGGAGACACGCCCCGGAACCCAGCAAGUUCAGAGUAUACGCCUUCCUGGGGCGCUCAGACCUUCACCUCUGGCAAACAUUACUGGGAGGUGGAUGUGGGAGUCUCUUGUAAUUGGAUUAUAGGUCUUUGCAAGGAAUCCUGGACCAGUAGGAAUGAUAUGCUGCUUAACUCAGAGGAUAUUUUUCUCCUUCUCUGUGUCAAAGUGGAUGACAAUUUCCAUCUCUUUUCUACGUCUCCGCUGCUACCCUACUAUAUUCAAAGACCCCAGGGCUGGAUAGGGGUGUUUCUAGAUUAUGAAUGUGGCAUAAUAAGCUUUAUUAAUGUUGCCAAAAGUUCCCUCAUUUGUAAUUUCCUCUCGUGCUCUUUCUCUUUCCCUCUCAGACCUUUCAUUUGGCGUGGACCCAAAUGAUCAGGACCAGGUCACAUACUUGACCAGGGUCACGGAAAUUCUAAUAACUGAGGAGGCUUUUAUCCUGGUGACUUCUAGACUAGGGAAAAUGAGUUAUACCUCACUGUGUUUAACGUCAUUUUACCUCCAGGGGAUAUAAAGGUUGCAUUAUUUUUUAAAGUAGUGAUAAUGUUAACGAUGUACAUUUGUCACUUGUAU
Messenger RNA from Sus scrofa (pig), 2355 nucleotides. Its product is annotated as tripartite motif-containing protein 77-like. The record is from RefSeq and is a predicted model, not a curated record. Lineage: Eukaryota; Metazoa; Chordata; Mammalia; Artiodactyla; Suidae. Gene Ontology annotation, molecular function: zinc ion binding; protein binding.